GUUCCCUCUGCACAUUUACCUCCACCUCUCAUAAAAAGAAGAUCAAAGACCAUCUCCAGAAUUCUGACAUCGAAGCUGAUGAUGUGGAAACAGAUGAUCAAACUUCCAACAUGGACGACGACCUUCUAACACAAUCAGACUUGGACGAGAAUGGAGAUCCAAAGAGUCCCAUCAGUUCAUCAUCCAAGAAAGGCAAGGGAGGGUCCUCGAGGGACUCCAAAGGGGGGACUAAGCCUCGACGAGCAAGGACCGCGUUCACAUACGAGCAACUUGUCUCAUUGGAGAAUAAAUUUAAAACGACUAGAUAUCUGUCCGUGUGCGAGCGGCUUAAUCUAGCAUUGAGCUUGAGUUUGACGGAGACACAGGUCAAAAUCUGGUUUCAAAACCGCCGCACCAAAUGGAAAAAGCAAAACCCGGGGAUGGAUGUGAACAGCCCUACGGUCCCGCCGCCGUCCGCGGGUGGAUUCCCGUCGGGGCCUUACCCUGGGGGCCUUCUGUACUCCCAUGGAGUCCCUUACCCGUUCACAGGGCCUGGGCCCUACGCGCCGUACUUCCACCACCUGGCUGCCAACCAUCACCACACACACGGAAGUCUAGGGCACUCACACACGUGAUUGUGGUCCCGCCCUGCGGACGCUAGGGUAGAGAAAGAAACCGAAAGUGGACUAUCGAAUUAGUGUAUCGAUGUUUAUUAAUAGUGCAAUUUGUAAUUUAAGAUAUUAAUCGAUUGUGAUACAUACGAUAAGGUUUAUUUAAAAUCAAGCAUUUUUAUUUAUAUCUUCAAUACAAACACAUGAUUCCGUUUUUACUGUCCGUAGAUAUGUAUCUUAUUUCGUACGCAAUAGCACAAUUUUAAACUAAAAUGAUGUGCCAAUGGUGCUUUCUGACAUUACGCGAUGUAGGAUUUGCAUCAAGCGGCUUGUUGCGCGCUGCUUAUUAAACCUGUUUUAUUAAACUGACUGAGAGUGUACGCACACCUUAGAGUAAACUAUCGCACAACUGUUUAGUUCCGCUUUGACCUCUAUGAGCUGAUAUGGAGGUGCGCACACUACUCGAUUUUUAGUUGUGAUGUGCCAACUCGGGAAAAACGUAACUCGAUUUAACUCGAGUUAAAAUCCACAUAACUCAGGUUGAACUCGAGUUACGUAAUUCGAGUUAACCAUCACUAAAUUUUAGUUGUACAACUAAACAGUUGAAUUGGCUGCGAAACAAUUGACAAUCGCACAACCGUUGUGCGAUAGUUUAGUUAAAGGUGUGCGCCUGCUCUUAGCAACGACAGUCAGUACGAAUCUUUAGUGAA
Papilio polytes (common Mormon) is the source of this 1300-nucleotide messenger RNA. RefSeq names its product homeobox protein slou (gene slou). The coding region runs from base 111 to 614 and encodes 167 amino acids. Gene Ontology annotation, molecular function: RNA polymerase II cis-regulatory region sequence-specific DNA binding; DNA-binding transcription factor activity, RNA polymerase II-specific. The transcript is spliced from 3 exons. Lineage: Eukaryota; Metazoa; Arthropoda; Insecta; Lepidoptera; Papilionidae. Gene Ontology annotation, biological process: regulation of transcription by RNA polymerase II; cell differentiation. Gene Ontology annotation, cellular component: nucleus. The record is from RefSeq and is a predicted model, not a curated record.